Boleophthalmus pectinirostris (great blue-spotted mudskipper) is the source of this 8023-nucleotide messenger RNA. RefSeq names its product talin 2b (gene tln2b). NCBI's taxonomy places the organism in Eukaryota, Metazoa, Chordata, Actinopteri, Gobiiformes, Gobiidae. Gene Ontology annotation, molecular function: integrin binding; actin filament binding; structural constituent of cytoskeleton. Gene Ontology annotation, cellular component: ruffle; plasma membrane; focal adhesion. The record is from RefSeq and is a predicted model, not a curated record. Gene Ontology annotation, biological process: cell-cell adhesion.
AUGGUGGCCCUGUCGCUGAAGAUCUGCGUCCGCCAGUGUAACGUGGUGAAGACGAUGCAGUUCGAACCCUCAACACCGGUGUACGACGCCUGCAGGAUCAUACGAGAGAGAGUCCCCGAAGCGCAGUCCGGACAAGCCUCAGAUUACGGGCUAUUCCUGUCUGACGAUGAUCCCAGAAAAGGAAUCUGGCUGGAGUCUGGAAGAACCUUGGAUUAUUACAUGCUCCGGAAUGGGGAUAUUUUGGAGUACAAGAAGAAGCAGCGGCCUCAGAAGAUCAAAAUGCUGGACGGAGCGGUCAAGACCAUCAUGGUGGACGACUCGAAGACAGUGGGAGAACUGCUGGUCACGAUCUGCAGUAGAAUAGGAAUCACCAACUACGAGGAGUACUCUCUGAUUCAGGAGACAGUCGAGGACAAAAAAGAGGAGACCACAGGGACCCUGAAGAAGGACCGGACUCUGCUGCUGCGGGACGAGCGCAAGAUGGAGAAACUCAAAGCCAAACUGCACACGGACGACGACUUGAACUGGUUGGACCACAGCCGCACGUUUCGGGAGCAGGGAGUGGAGGAGAGUGAGAUGCUGCUGCUCAGGAGAAAGUUCUUCUACUCCGACCAGAACGUGGACUCCAGAGACCCAGUGCAGCUCAACCUGCUCUAUGUUCAGGCUCGUGACGACAUACUGAACGGCUCUCACCCCGUCUCCUUUGAUAAGGCCUGUGAGUUCGCAGGGAUCCAGGCUCAGGUGCAGUUUGGACCUCACAUGGAGCACAAACACAAACCCGGCUUCCUCGACCUCAAGGAGUUCCUCCCAAAGGAAUACAUCAAACAGCGAGGGGCAGAGAAGAAAAUAUUUCAGGACCAUAAAUCCUGUGGAGAGAUGACAGAGAUUGAAGCCAAAGUGAAGUAUGUGAAGUUGGCCCGGUCCCUUCCCACGUACGGAGUCUCCUUCUUCCUGGUCAAAGAGAAGAUGAAGGGUAAAAACAAGCUGGUGCCGAGGCUUCUGGGCAUCACCAAAGAGUCUGUGCUCAGAGUGGACGAGAAGAGCAAAGAGGUGGUGCAGGACUGGCCCCUCACCACCGUCAAGAGAUGGGCAGCUUCUCCCAAAAGCUUCACUCUGGAUUUUGGAGAAUACCAGGAGAGCUACUACUCCGUCCAGACCACAGAGGGGGAGCAGAUCUCUCAGCUCAUCGCCGGAUACAUCGACAUCAUCCUGAAAAAGAAGCAGAGUAAGGAUCGCUUCGGUCUGGAUGGAGAUGAGGAGGCCACCAUGCUCGAAGAGUCUGUGUCUCCCAAAAAGUCGACCAUCUUGCAGCAGCAGUUUAAUCGUGUGGGUCGGGUGGAGCACGGCUCGGUGGCGCUCCCUGGCAUCAUCAGUUCAGGCUCCAUUGGAGGGUCUGACACUUACAGCAUGGGCUCUAUGCCCUCUGCCCAGCAGCAGCUCAGCUCGGGUCAGCUGCACCGCGGGCACAUGCCCCCUCUGAGCCAGGCGCAGCAGGCCCUCAUGGGGACCAUCAGCAGCAGUCUGAGGACGGUGCAGCAGGCUCAGGGGACCUCGGACAUGGACCCUCUGCCUCCGCUCGGACAUGACCUGGCCUCCAGAGUUUGGGUCCAGAACAAAGUGGAUGAGUCCAAACAUGAGAUCCACUCGCAGGUGGACGCCAUCACAGCCGGGACAGCGUCUGUGGUCAACCUCACCGCAGGUGAGCCCUCGGACACGGACUACACGGCGGUGGGCUGUGCCAUCACCACCAUCUCGUCGAACCUGAGCGAGAUGUCCAGAGGCGUGCGUCUGCUGGCCGCUCUGCUGGACGAACCCGUGGGCACCGGGCACAAACUGAUGGCGGCGGCGAGGAUGCUGUCCGCCGCCGUGUCCGACCUGCUGCGCUCUGUGGAGCCCGCUGCUGCUCAGCCCAGACAGAACGUUCUGACCGCAGCUGGGAGCAUCGGUCAGGCCAGCGGGGACCUGCUCCGACACAUGGGAGAGGGAGAGACAGACGACAAGUUCCAGGACACGCUGAUGAAUCUGGCCAAAGCGGUGGCGAAUGCGGCGGCCAUGUUGGUGCUGAAAGCGAAGAACGUGGCACAGGUGGCAGAGGACACGGUGCUGCAGAACCGGGUCAUCACGGCUGCCACCCAGUGUGCCCUGUCCACGUCCCAGCUGGUGGCCUGCACUAAGGUGGUGAGCCCCACCAUCAGCUCGCCCGUGUGCCAGGAGCAGCUGGUGGAGGCGGGGAAGCUGGUGGAGCGCUCAGUGGAGACCUGCGUUAAAUGGUGCCGUUCUGCCAGUGACGACGCGGAGCUGCUCAAACAGGUGGGCGGGGCGGCGGCGGUGGUGAGUCAGGCGCUCAGUGACCUCCUCCACCACGUACGGCACUACGCCAGCUGCGGAGAGCCAAUCGGGCGCUACGACCAGGCCACGGACACCAUCAUGAACGUGACGGAGAAUAUCUUCACUUCCAUGGGCGAUGCUGGUGAGAUGGUGCGUCAGGCCCGGGUUCUGGCUCAGGCCACCUCAGACCUGGUGAACGCCAUGAGGUCCGACGCCGAGGCCGAGGUCGAUGUCGACAACUCCAAGAAACUCCUGGCAGCGGCCAAACUGCUGGCAGACGCUACGGCCAGGAUGGUCGAGGCCGCCAAGGGAGCAGCUGCGUAUCCAGAGAACGAGGAGCAGCAGCAGAGGCUCCGGGAGGCAGCAGAGGGUCUGCGCGUGGCCACCAACGCCGCAGCUCAGAACGCCAUCAAGAAGAAACUGGUCAACAGGCUGGAGGUUGCGGCGAAGCAGGCGGCUGCUGUCGCCACUCAGACCAUCGCCGCAGCUCAGAACGCCGCUGUGUCCAACAAGAACACCGCCCUGCACCAGCAGCUCGUGCACAGCUGUAAGGCAGUGGCAGACGGGAUCCCUCAGUUGGUCCAGGGGAUGAGGAGCAGUCAUUCUCAGCCUGAGGAGCUCGGGGCUCAGCUCGCGCUCAUCAUGGCGAGUCAGACCUUCCUCCAGCCCGCGAGCAGGAUGGUGGCCUCGGCGAAGUCAGCUGUUCCGACCGUCGCUGACCAAGCGGCCGCCAUGCAGCUGGGACAGUGUGCCAAGAACCUGGCCACGUCCCUGGCAGAGCUGAGGACCGCCACACAGAAGGCCUAUGAAGCCUGUGGUCCUCUGGAAAUCGACUCCGCGCUCAAAACUGUGCAGACGCUGAAGAGUGAGCUCCAGGACGCCAAGAUGUCUGUGAUCGAAGCCCAGCUGAAGCCUCUACCAGGGGAAACGCUGGAGAAAUGUGCUCAGGACUUGGGCAGCACCUCUAAAACCGUGGGCUCGUCUAUGGCUCAGCUCCUGACGUGUGCUGCUCAGGGCAACGAACACUACACAGGAGUCGCUGCCAGAGAAACUGCCCAGGCCCUGAGGAUCUUGGCACAGGCGGCUCGGGGGGUGGCAGCCAGCAGCCCGGAGCCACAGGCAGCGGCGGCUAUGUUGGAUUCUGCCCAGUGUGUGAUGGAGGGCUCGGCCAUGCUCAUCCACGAGGCCCAUCAGGCUCUAGUGCACCCGGGAGACGCCGAGAGCCAACAGAGACUGGCUCAGGUGGCCAAAGCAGUGUCCCACUCACUGAACAACUGUGUGAACUGCCUGCCCGGACAGAAGGACGUGGACAUGGCCCUCAGGAGCAUCGGAGAGGCCAGUAAGAAACUGCUCGUGGAGAUGCUCCCUCCCUGCAGUAAGACCUUCCAGGUGGCUCAGAGCGACCUCAACAGCUCUGCGGCUGAACUGAACCACUCUGCUGGGGAGGUGGUUCACUCGUCCAGAGGGACCAGCAGCCAGCUCGCCGCCGCCUCGGGCAAUUUCAGUAAAGACUUUGAUGAGUUCCUGGACGCUGGAAUCGAAAUGGCAGGACACACCCAGAGCAAAGAUGAUCAGAUCCAAGUCAUUGGGAAUCUGAAGAACAUCUCCAUGGCUUCCAGUAAACUGCUGCUGGCUGCCAAGUCUCUGUCUGUGGAUCCAGGAGCCGCCAACGCUAAGAACCUCCUCGCAGUGGCAGCAAGGGCGGUGACUGAGAGCAUAAAUCAGCUGAUCACACUGUGUACCCAGCAGGCCGCGGGGCAGAAGGAGUGUGACAACGCCCUCCGCGAGCUCGAGGCUGUGCGGGGGCUGCUGGAGACCCCUAAUGAGCCCGUCAGUGAACUCUCCUACUUCGACUGCAUCGAAAGCGUCAUGGAGAACUCAAAGGUGUUAGGGGAGUCCAUGGCUGGCAUUUCUCAGCACUGUAAAACCGGAGACGUGGCGGCUUUUGGCGAGAGUGUGGGCGUGGCCUCCAAAGCUCUGUGUGGGCUCACUGAAGCUGCGGGACAGGCCUCGUAUCUGGUCGGAGUGUCGGAUCCGAACAGCCAGUCUGGUCACGAGGGGCUGGUGGACCCGAUUCAGUUUGCCCGGGCGCACCAGGCGAUUCAGACCGCCUGCCAGAACCUAGUGGACCCCGCCAGCAGUCCUUCACAGGUUUUAUCAGCGGCCACUAUUGUAGCCAAACACACGUCUGCUCUCUGUAACGCCUGCCGUCUGGCCUCCUCUAAAACCUCCAACCCUGUGGCCAGGAGACAGUUUGUCCAAUCAGCAAAGGAGGUGGCCAACACCACCGCCAACCUCGUCAAAACCAUCAAGACUUUAGACGGAGAUUUCUCGGAUGAAAACAGAAACCGCUGCCGGACGGCCACAGCUCCUCUGCUCCAGGCCGUGGAAAACCUUUCCACUUUCGCAAACAACCCAGAUUUUGCCAGCAUCCCGGCGCAGAUCAGCAACGAGGGCUCUGCAGCUCAGGAGCCCAUCAUCAGGUCGGCGCGCUGUAUGUUGGACAGCUCUACGUUCCUUUUAGAGACUGCCCGGGCUCUCGUUCUGAACCCCAAAGACCCACCCACCUGGUCCAUCCUCGCCGGACACUCGCGCACCGUGUCGGACUCCAUCAAGAGCCUCAUCACUGCCAUUAGGGACAAGGCUCCAGGGCAGAGGGAGUGUGAUUAUUCUAUCGACAGCAUCAAUAAGUGCAUCAGAGACAUAGAGCAGGCUUCACUCGCUGCUGUUGGACAGAGUUUACCCUGCAGAGAAGACAUCUCCAUGGAGGCUCUCCAGGAGCAGCUGACCUCUUCAGUCCAGGAGAUCGGACAUCUGAUCGACCCAGUGGCCACAGCGGCGCGAGGAGAGGCGGCCCAGCUCGGACACAAGGUGACCCAGCUGGCCAGUUACUUCGAGCCGCUCAUCGUUGCGUCCGUGGGUCUGGCCUCCAAACUGCAGGACCACCAGCAGCAGAUGACCAUCCUGGACCAGACCAAGACUUUAUCAGAGUCCGCUCUUCAGAUGCUCUACGCAGCCAAAGAAGGAGGAGGAAACCCAAAGGCCUGUCACACACAUGAUGCCAUCUCAGAGGCGGCUCAGCUCAUGAAGGAGGCUGUGGACGACAUCAUGGUGACGCUGAAUGAAGCGGCCAGUGAGGGGGGCAUGGUCGGGGGCAUGGUGGAGGCCAUCGCAGAGUCUAUGGGCAGACUGGAUGAAGGAACCCCACCUGAAGCAGAAGGUUCUUUCGUGGACUAUCAGACCACCAUGGUGAAGUUCUCCAAAGCCAUCGCCAUCACAGCUCAGGAAAUGAUGACUAAGUCGGUGACGUGUCCAGAGGAGCUGGGGGGCCUGGCCUCUCAGGUGACUGUGGAUUAUGGACAGUUAGCUCUGCAGAGCCGCCUCGCUGCAGCCACCGCAGAGAUCGAGGAGGUGGGGCUGCAGAUCCGGAGUCGUGUCCAGGAGCUUGGUCACGGCUGUAUUUACCUGGUGCAGAAGGCCGGAGCGCUGCAGCUGAGCCCCACGGACACCUUCUCCAAACGGGAGCUGAUCGAGUGUGCGCGAGCCGUCACAGAGAAGGUGUCUCUGGUCCUGUCGGCCCUGCAGGCGGGGAACAGGGGCACUCAGGCCUGUAUCACCGCAGCCAGCGCCGUCUCCGCCAUCAUCGCAGACCUGGACACCACCAUCAUGUUCGCCUCGGCCGGGACCCUCCACCCAGACAACGAGGAGACCUUCGCUGAUCACAGAGAGAGCAUCCUGAAGACGGCCAAAGCUCUGGUGGAGGACACUAAACUCCUGGUGGCUGGAGCUGCUUCCACUCAGGACAAACUGGCCCAGGCCGCUCAGUCCUCUGCGAAGACCAUCACACAGCUCACAGAGGUGGUGAAGCUGGGGGCCACCAGCAUGGGCUCCGAGGGGCCAGAGACACAGGUGGUUCUGAUUAACGCCGUGCGGGACGUGGCGAAGGCUCUGGCUGAACUCAUCAGCGCCACCAAGUGUGCGGCGGGAAAAGCUGCAGACGACCCGUCCAUGUAUCAGCUGAAGAGUGCAGCCAAGGUGAUGGUGACCAACGUGACGUCUCUGCUGAAGACGGUGAAGGCUGUGGAGGAUGAAGCCACUCGAGGGACCAGAGCUCUGGAAGCCACCAUAGAAUACAUCAGACAAGAGCUGACGGUGUUCCAGUCCAAGGACAUGCCAGACCAGUCCGCCUCGCCUGACGACUUCAUCCGUACGAUAAAGGGCAUCACAGGAGCCACAGCCAAGGCCGUCGCCGCGGGCAACUCAACCCAACAGCACGACGUCAUCGCCACUGCCAACCUGAGCCGCAAAGCCAUCUCCGACAUGCUCACGACCUGCAAGAGAGCAGCUCACCACCCUGAAGUGACGGAGGACGUGAGAGCCAAGGCCCUGCAGUACGGCUCCGACUGCACCAGCGGGUACAUCACUCUCCUGGAACAAGUCCUGCAGGUGCUGCAGAGGCCCAGUCCGGAGCAGAAGCAGCAGCUGUUGGUGAACUCAGAGCAGAUCGCGGGCUGUGUGACUGAGCUGCUCCAGGCCGCGGAGAACAUGAGGGGUUCAGAGUGCGUGGACACAGAGGAGACCACAGUGAUCGCAGAGACGGAGCUUUUAGGAGCGGCCGCAUCGAUAGAAGCCGCCGCCAAGAAACUGGAGCAGCUCAAACCGAGAGAAAAACCCAAGCAGGCCGACGAGACUCUGAACUUUGAAGAACAGAUCUUAGAAGCUGCAAAGUCCAUCGCAGCGGCCACCAGCGCUUUAGUGAAGUCUGCGUCUGCUGCUCAGAGGGAGCUCGUGAUGCAAGGACAGGUGGGAUGCAACCAAGCCAACGCAGCAGAAGAUGGACAGUGGUCACAGGGACUCAUAUCAGCCGCGCGAAUGGUUGCAGCUGCUACCAGUAACCUUUGUGAAUCAGCGAAUGCGUCAGUGCAGGGCCACGCCAGCGAAGAAAAACUCAUCUCCUCUGCGAAACAAGUGGCUGCUUCCACGGCUCAGCUCCUCGUGGCAUGCAAGGUGAAAGCAGACCAAGAAUCCGAAGCUGUCAAAAGACUCCAGGCUGCUGGAAACGCCGUGAAAAGAGCUUCAGACAACCUGGUGAAGGCUGCUCAGAAAGCGGUGUUUGACAAAAGUGAAGAUGACAGUGUGGUAGUCAAGACCAAGUUUGUAGGAGGCAUCGCUCAGAUCAUCGCGGCUCAGGAGGAGAUGCUGAGGAAAGAGCGCGAGCUGGAGGAGGCCCGGAAGAAGCUGGCCCAGAUCCGGCAGCAGCAGUACAAGUUCCUGCCCAGUGAGCUCCGAGAGGACCAGGGCUGAAGGAGCGGCCGCUGAGGACUGCCGAUGGAGAUAAACUGUACAUUAGCCAUAAGGAGACAGCUCUGUACAGCAGCGUCCGUGCAGCAGUGUGGACACAACAGACAUGAGACGAACGCAAAAGUCAGUUACUGUGAGGACUGAAUGUUUAGAAGCAAAGACUGUAGAGGUUAUGCAGACGACAUCACGGCCUUUGGGGCUUUAUUAGAGAGCGGCAGAAGUACAGAGUGCCAAAGAGGAGUCAUGAUAUUUUCUCCUGUAAGAGCUAAAAACACAAGUAAAAUAGGAAAGAGCUGCUACAGUUUGAAAACAAAUAUAAACAUUUACAACUUUACAAAACAUUUAACUUGUAUCUGGCAUUUAAAACAAGAAAAUUGAGUAAUAGUUAAAAAAA